Molecule: messenger RNA, 933 nt
Organism: Hevea brasiliensis (rubber tree)
Lineage: Eukaryota; Viridiplantae; Streptophyta; Magnoliopsida; Malpighiales; Euphorbiaceae
Product: zinc-finger homeodomain protein 1
Exons: 1
Coding region: 163-651 (162 amino acids)
Biological process (GO): regulation of developmental process; regulation of DNA-templated transcription
Cellular component (GO): nucleus
Molecular function (GO): DNA-binding transcription factor activity; transcription cis-regulatory region binding
Source: RefSeq, a predicted model, not a curated record
CUCAACAAACCAUCAUCGCCCUUUUGUCAGCCAUACAGGGAAGUAGGACCACACAUAGAGACGAUAAAAAAGAGGAACUCUACGAGCCAAAUUGUAGAAGGCAACCCUCCACCCAACUCUCUCUCUCUCUCUCUCUCUCUCCUCUUUUCUUUCUGAUGUCUCAUGGCUAAUAGUGAAUCAGAUUCUAAACAACUCAAUGAAGAAUCAUCAAGGGAAACCACUGUUAAGUACAGAGAGUGUAGGCGUAACCAUGCAAUCUUGAUUGGUGGCUAUGCAGCAGAUGGUUGUGGAGAGUUCAUAGCAAAAGGUGAUCAAGGUACUAAAGAAGCUCUUCUUUGUGAGGCCUGUGAUUGUCACAGAAAUUUUCAUCGAAAAGAGUUGAUCAAGAAAGGUACACCGCUUCUUGGCAGCCACCUUUUUCCUCCUCCAUAUGCACUGCCCUAUCCUCUGUGGAAACAGAGGAAUGCUUCUGGGUUUCAUCCAUUGCCUGCAGUUUCUUCAGAGCCUUCGCCUUGUCCUUAUUGUCACCACCAUUACUGUCCGCAAAAUGUGCAGAGUUUGAUCAGUGAUGAAGAGUCGGUGAUAUAUAAUGGAAGCCAGAAUGAGAAAAAGAUGAAGGCAGGGAAGAGGCCUAAAAGGGAACAUUUAUAAAUGCCAAACAACAAAAAGAUGCCAUUAUGAUCACCACCGCCAAAUUGGCCUUUUAGUUGGUGUGGAGUCUCCAAAAAGACAAGGGGCUUUGCCCUUUCGUUGAAAUGUCAAUGGUCGUUCCCUUUCAGCUAAUUGUGCUUAGGGUUGUGUGCGUGAAGCCUUUCAGUUUGGGCUCGUUUGCUUAGUUCCAAUUGCUCUUUUUUUUUUUUUUUUAGAUUUUUAUUAAAGCCCAAUUUUUCUGUGGCAUGGAGGAAAGCACAAUUUAGCAUUACAUUGCUCCAA